ACAACUACAACUACGACUAAACCAUGCAGAACGAAAUUGAACAUCUCAAGAAGGGCGAGGUUAACCUCGGGACGUCCAUUAUGGCCGUUCAAUUCAAAGACGGUGUUGUAAUUGGUGCAGACAGUCGGACAACCUCUGGCAGUUACAUUGUAAAUCGCGUCACCGACAAAUUAACACACAUCCACGACCGGAUAUACUGCUGUCGAUCUGGUUCCGCCGCCGACACUCAAGCAAUCGCAGAUAUAGUCCACUAUUACAGCCAGAUGUACAACCAACAGUAUAGCGAGCGCCCUCCUGUACACUCAGUCGCAACGCUCUUCCAGAGAAUGUGCUAUAGUAACAAGGAGCAACUGAGUGCAAGUAUCAUCGUCGCUGGAUGGGACAAGGAAGUUGGACCGAGCGUGUACAACAUCCCUCUUGGAGGAGGUAUAUUCCGUCAACCUUGGGCCAUCGGAGGCUCCGGGUCUACGUACGUGUACGGAUAUUGCGAUGCGACUUACCGAGAGGGCUGGGGUCGAGACGAAACAGUCAACUUCGUUAAAAACACGCUCGCCCUCGCCAUGUCGCGAGAUGGUUCAUCUGGAGGUGUCAUUCGCAUGUGCGUGAUCACAGAAAGUGGUGUUGAGAGGCUAUUCGUCCCUGGAAACGAGCUUCCGAAGUUCUGGGAAGGCAAGGAAGUGCUUGGUGGUGCUGGUGACGUUGAACCUAUCCCAGAACCUAUGGCCGUAGAAGUGUAAUGUAGAUUCUUUUGUACCCUUUCCAAGAUAUAUUUCUACAAAAGGCAUGACCAUGA
Molecule: messenger RNA, 793 nt
Organism: Fomitiporia mediterranea MF3/22
Lineage: Eukaryota; Fungi; Basidiomycota; Agaricomycetes; Hymenochaetales; Hymenochaetaceae
Product: 20S proteasome subunit
Exons: 6
Coding region: 24-737 (237 amino acids)
Cellular component (GO): proteasome core complex
Molecular function (GO): threonine-type endopeptidase activity
Source: RefSeq, a predicted model, not a curated record